AUGGCGGAGACCGAGGAGGCUCAGUCAGAAGGCGCGGCUGGGCGUGGCGAUGACGCCCCGGCCAAAGAGGGCCCGGAGGGCGAGUCGAAAACUGGCGGGGAGGGACAGACAAAUAAAGCCAGGGGCUCCGAUGCGGGCGAUGUCGACGACAAAGAGAACAUCAGCGGGAAUUCGAAUUCGAACUCGAAUGAGGGUGACGGGGAGGCAGAGAGCGAAGAGCCCAAAGGGGAGGGGAAGCCCGAGGAGGCUGCGCCUUCCACCGAGGGAGAUGAGGCACUGGAAGCGCCGCAAUGUGAGCAAGAGAUUCCAGAAAAGACCCCCACGGCAGCCCAGGAGGUGACGGAGGAGGGUCCGCCGCUCGAUCAGUUGGAAAAGGUGCGCGAAGGAAGCUCAAGGCAGGGGAAUAGUGAAAUCAUACAGUUUUAG
This is a messenger RNA of Ostreobium quekettii, 426 nucleotides long. Lineage: Eukaryota; Viridiplantae; Chlorophyta; Ulvophyceae; Bryopsidales; Ostreobiaceae. The record is from the annotation of a GenBank genome assembly.